UCCCUUGAAAAAUCCUUUGGUCCCAAAGCCAAAUAGAAGAUACAAGAUGGGUCUCCCUCGCGUGAAGAAGGAAGCUUAUGUUGUCAAGCUGAAGCAGCUCUUGGAGACUUACAAGUCUAUCUUCCUCGUCAAUGUCGACAACGUUAGUUCCAACCAGAUGCAUCAGAUUCGUGUUUCCCUUCGUGGUAAGGGUGUUGUCCUGAUGGGUAAGAACACCAUGGUCCGCCGGGCUCUUCGCCUCUUUAUUGAGGAAAUCCCGACGUGUGAGCCUUUGCUUCCCUACAUCAAGGGAAACAUCGGUUUCGUCUUCACGAAUGGAGACUUGAAGGAGCUCCGUACCGUUAUCACCGCCAACAAGGUGGCCGCCCCUGCCCGUGCUGGUGCUCUCGCCACGGUCAAUGUCGUCAUUCCUGCUGGGAACACUGGUAUGGAGCCUGGCAAGACUGCUUUCUUCCAGGCACUGCGCAUUCCUACCAAGAUUGCCCGUGGUACCAUCGAAAUUGUCAAUGACAUUCAGGUCGUGACGGCUGGCGAGCGUGUUGGGACGUCUGAAGCGACUCUUCUUAACAUGCUUAACAUCUCACCGUUCACGUACGGUAUGACUGUAAUUCAGAUCUACGAUGGUGGUAAUAUCUUUAGUCCCGAUGUUCUCGACAUUGAUGAAAAGGUCCUCAUUGACCGCUUCUUAAGUGGUGUGAAGACCGUUGCCUCCAUUUCGCUCGCCCUUAAAUACCCGACCAUCGUUUCGAUGCCUCACCUCCUUGUCAAUGCCUACAAGAAUCUUCUCGCUCUCUCCAUUGCCACCGAGUACACCUUCGAAGGUGCUGAGAAGGUUAAGGAGUACCUUGCCAAUCCGGAAGCUUUUGCUGUUGCAGCUGUUCCUGCUGCCACUGCUGAUACCGGUGCUGCAGCUGAGGAGAAGGUUGAGGCAAAGGAAGAAGAGAAGGAAGAGUCUGAUGAUGACAUGGGCUUCGGCUUGUUUGACUAA
Cantharellus anzutake is the source of this 988-nucleotide messenger RNA. Its product is annotated as ribosomal protein L10-domain-containing protein. Bases 47 to 988 code for a protein of 313 amino acids. Gene Ontology annotation, molecular function: large ribosomal subunit rRNA binding; structural constituent of ribosome. Lineage: Eukaryota; Fungi; Basidiomycota; Agaricomycetes; Cantharellales; Hydnaceae. Gene Ontology annotation, cellular component: cytosolic large ribosomal subunit. The transcript has 6 exons. Gene Ontology annotation, biological process: ribosome biogenesis; cytoplasmic translation; ribosomal large subunit assembly. The record is from RefSeq and is a predicted model, not a curated record.